This is a messenger RNA of Dromaius novaehollandiae (emu), 7699 nucleotides long. RefSeq lists its product as uncharacterized. The transcript has 4 exons. The coding region runs from base 4369 to 7548 and encodes 1059 amino acids. The record is from RefSeq and is a predicted model, not a curated record. NCBI's taxonomy places the organism in Eukaryota, Metazoa, Chordata, Aves, Casuariiformes, Dromaiidae.
GUUUCAGAUGAGAGGACAGGGAUGUCCCUCCACGUCUCUGAGGGCAGGAGGCUGGGGCUGGCUGCCUGCUAGAGAUUUUCGUAGGGUUUUCUCAUGGGCUUCCCGGCUGCCUGGAGAUCUGCUGCAGUCUUCCCUCUUUGCUUUCUUGUGGGCAGAGCAGAUGCUGAGGGGAGUAAAAUGCUGAGGAGGAGGAGGAGGAGGAGGAGAGCUUGAUCCACACGCAGAGGGAAGGGAGCAGUGAGGGCUGGAGGAGGGAGGAGGGCGGCAGAGCAGCUGCUGGGUUAAGCAGCGGGGCACAGCCCGCUCUGUAAUGGCUGUGGGUGACCCACAGAGCUGUCUCUGGAGCCACGUGCCCAGGCUGGCCAGCCCCAGGCAGGGCCACAGCACCCUCUGCAUGAGCUGAGGCUGGGCCGAUGGCCCCAUCUCUGCCCGCACGGGGCAGAGCGCAGGGCCUGUGCCCUCUUUAGCUUCUAUCAGCAGCAGCCGUAGUUUCUCCACGGCAAGCAAGGCCUGGCUCUUGCGAGAUACAUCUAAAUUAACGUGCGCACAAUCUAAGGAGAUCUAUAGUGCAAGGGCUUGUGAAAAUGUAUGCUUGUUUUCUGGUACAAGCAAGGGAAUUUUUGGUUCCAAGAGUGUCGUCGUUAAUGUUAAUGGUGGUAAGGGCUUCACGACAUUCGUGAAGCUCCAGUGUACUUUCCGGUUCCCGGAGGGGAGGAAGCGACGGCGGCUUGAUAUUGCCCUGAGCACACAAGGGCUGUGCAAUGGGCUUUGGGAAGGGUAGAGGAGAGAGAGCAGCGCCUUACGCAGACUGUAUCUUGUUAUCUCUUAGUGCGUCAUGUGAAACGAAGUAAGACCAAUGGAAAAAAUGCUGGAGGACUGAUGGGAACCCAAGCAGAGUUCUCACAGGCAGCUGUAAAAUGACCUGCAAAGUGUCCCGUAUGGCCAGAAGAAUUGCGCUGUGCAAGCUUUGUUUUCCCAUUUAUGAAACCAGCGAUCAUUGUAGGAACCCACGGCACCAGAUAGUUGCAACUCCUCUGCUUCUCUAGGUUGUUGUCUAGAUAAAUAAUAAUGGCUCCUUGCUCAGGGCAAACUUGGGGUUUAGGCUGCCAUACCCUGAGUAAAAGGUGAGGAGCUUGAGGCAGCCUUCCAUUGCUUGCUCACUCCCUCCCUCCAGGUGGGGGAACGGCAAGGAUGGUCUGAAACACAUGUCACUUGGGAUAACAGGAAAGCAAACUGCAGAAGUCUUUAGAGGCUGUGGUGCUUGAUAAGAAGGGAAAUGAGCUAAAAACCACAGUCCCUGCUCAGUGCAUAUAAAGCAUACACUUUUCACAGCAAUCCAGCCUUUCAUAUUAGAGUUACACACAGGCUGUUAUCCUUCCACACCAAGAACCAUGAGCAGCAAUCUGGCCUGUCUAAUUGGGAUUUGAGCUUUCUUAGCAAUAUUAGAAAAGCAGAGCCUUUUGUACCUUUGGCCUCCAAUACCCAACUAUUGUACUGAUACUUUUUAUUGAGCCCAUAUCCUCGUACGUAUUUAGAUAUCUGCCUCCAUUGAGAGUUUUCUGUCUUUUAAGAAAGAACUCACCCAUUCAUGUGAACGUACCUACUUUUAAUCUAGUUUUAAUCAGUCUAUAACUUUUAGACUUUUGUAAAUUCUGCUAGCAGAAUUCCACAUUCCAAAGACUCUUUCCUUCAGAUAUCCAAUAUGCGUCAGACCUGCAGGCUACCUGACCAGCUGUAAACACCAUUUACAAAUAUUUGUGAUGCUCAGGAAGAUUUCUAGAUGUCAUUGGCCAGAGAUCUAAGUAGAAGACAAUAAUCUCUGUGUCGGACUGUCUAACUGCAUGCACAGGUUGAUCAUGUAUGGACUGGUAUGACCAUGUAUUAGCUACUGCUAGUGGAGACUUUUUAACUCUUUUAUCUUUGUUCAAUCACAGUUCAUCUGAGAGGCUUUAAAAUGUGAUUUAGGAUCAUGCAGGACUUGGCUGUAAAUAAUAAGGUUUGGACCAAGUCAGAGUUAACUGGAUGGUUAGUCUGCCUCUGCAGUGUUGUGCUCUCUGACCACCACUGCUGCUCUCGUCAAGCAACUGAGGCACUUCACCAAUGGCAUUGCAGAAAGCUGGUCUACAGUACUCAAGGCAAGAAGAUAAGUAAAGACUAUGGAGCUGUAGCUUUUCUCCCAGGUGCCCUCUUUCACCAGACUGAUGUUAGGCUGACCUUAGUGCUAGGUGAAUGCACUCCUGUUCAAUACAAAAGGAAAACACUUCUCUACAGGAAUUUCCUGGGCAGUUUUUAAUAAAGGAGCACACACUUCAUGCCUUGGAAUACGGAACUAACAAACAAUGAAGGGCUGAGCUAAGGGUAUCUGCUUAGGCAAGAGUAUCUGAAGGGGGGGAGCUGCAAUUUUUUUUACCGAAGCACAGGCUGAAGUCAGACACAGCUCUGAAGCGCACCACAGCUUACGCUGAAUAGACUGGCCUUCAGAGAGUACUGUGUACAAUCAUGUUAUGCUCCGCAGAGCAUCGUUUGCUCCAUUCUUCAUGGAGAGCUAAGGUGAGGAGGCCAAGCUUCAAAGAUCAAGAGAAGUGAGCUGAGGAGAGGACUUUGCAUCAGUGUAGUUUGUGAUUGAAGCCUAGGAGAGAAUACACUCCAGUAAGAAGUUACAUGGAAGGAAAGCGGCUUGGGACACUUUGGAAGAACUGUUUAAUGGGAAAGAUGACUUAAUAAGAUUUCUGAGAGCUAUGAAAGAGAGCAAACUGCAUAGGCAGGAUGCUGAACAAAACUGAACAGAUCUUUGUGCUAAAGGGAGCGGUAUGGGGCUAGCGGUACAAACAUAUACCUUCUUGGCACUGCAUCGGGCAGAAUGGGAUGAUAGGCCAUCAUGAAUGGCUCUACUGCUCACAUAAGGAUGAAGCUGUGGGACGGUGCCUGCAUCAGGAUCCCCAGCUCCACAAGGAGCCUUUGGCCUGGCCAGCCAAGCAGCCAGGGCUGUGUGUGCUUUCCCCAGCUCAAUCCAUUUUCCCUCUCUACUCCAGGCAACAUCUCUCAGUAGCACUGCCUGGGCUGUAGCUCCCAGCUCCCAGCUCACGAGUUCCCUCUUUGGGGAGCAAUUACAUCACGGCCACUGCUCUGGCUUAGCUCUUGGAGCACCAUCUCUGGUAAAGUAGUAGCAACCUCAUGGUGUUACAGUAUCACAGUAGCCUCCUUGCUGGACUCCAGCGCCAGGCCCCAGUUUGUACACACCCCCUCAGAAGGUGGCGGGUAGCCCAGGCAUUGGGAUUUUGCCCUUCCCUGUGAAAGGCCAGAGGUUUUACAUAGCCCUGGACGGUGGUAGCCUUGGGCUGGCUGUAGUGCUUCCUCUAGCCAUGCAGGCAGUUGCCUCGUGCUUGGAUGACUGUUGACUGACUCCCUUGGUUAGGCUCAGCUCUGGGAGGGCCCCCUCUGGUACAAGGUGACAACCCCAUGUCAUCACUGCAUCACAAAUGUUGCCUUAGCUUAGCUGUGGCAGCAUCAUCGCUGCUGAAGAGAAGAAAACCCUGUGUCAUCACCGCAUCACAAACGUGAGCCAGCGUAUAUGUCGGGAGGAUGGGUGUCACUUUGCCUCUGAGCUGACAGGUGAAGAGAGCUGAAAGAGCAGGUAAGCACACUGAGCUGAGUCCGGCAGCUCCUCACCAAGGUCUCUGUGGCAGGGUGGGCUCUCGCUGUGCUUGUGGGCAGGCCCAGAAACUCAGGGUCCAGCAACCCUUGCAAACUCAUUUGUGUGGAUGCGGCCUGGUGUCAAUAGGAUCAAAGAGAGUGAUUUGAGCUUCCCCUCACUUUAGACAUAAGGCUGAAAUACAAAGGAUUCUUGAAAGGGUAUUGGAAACCCAGCAGUGUUUGGGGUAGAUUUUGAGCCUGGCUUGCAGAUAAGAGAGCAUCCCAGUGCAGUGCCCAAAGCCCAGUGGGGAAUAAAAAGGGUCUUUGGCUUGGGAAGCAACAAAGACAGAGAGCCUGGGAGCAGACGCUGAAAUUGUUCUUUUAGGAUUGUUCUUCUCGGCGUGUUUUCAGAAGAUUGUUGCUGUCGAUCCUAGACCCAGGGACCACAGGAAGGGUGAGCACUGCCCCUGAACAAAGGGGUAGAUCCUUGGAUGUUUGUAAAGAGUAAUUGUCCUGUUCAUGAAGAUUUCUUCUCCUGACCAGAGAAUCUGGACUUGGGCUGUUGGUCUCCUUGUAACUAAUGGGAAUAAUAAUCCCAGGUGUUUGCUGAGGAUCUGAGGAGGCUGUGAAUGCAGUAACGGAACUGACAAUAUCUCCUUGGCUCCGCAGAGAAGGAGGUUGCCCUUUGCCUGUGUGCAGACCUGGCGCGUGAGAGGGAGGCCUGAUCCCUGAGAAAUGAACUUUUCCCCCAUCGCCAUGGAUGGUGUCAUCUCUCCAGCUUUCCUGUGGUUCCUGAUGCUGGUGCUCACCUUCUACCUCCUGCUGACCUUCAACAAGCACAAGGAAGGCAGCUGCAAGAAGAGAAGGUGGAGGGGCAGCGAUGAGGAGCCCAGAGGUGAGCGGCUCCUGGGCAAGGGCAGGUGCCCUGCAAAGGAAACCCUGAGACCCCACACAUCCACCGCCCCGCUCUGCCUCUGCCGGGGCUCCUGUGAGGGACUGCCCCAUCCGCUCACUUGCCAUCUCCCCUUCCAGCAGCCUUUUCCCUCUGGGAGGAAGAUCCAGAGGAGUCUUCAGGGUCCUCUGGGUCCCAGUAAGUGGAGCCCUUCCCUCUGUAGUGCAGCAGCCCCCUCUGGGAGCCGCCAGCAAGAGAGAGCCCAUUCAUACUGCCCUCUGCCCACAUGCAGAUACACUGGAGUCCUGGAGAUGCUCAUCACGGAUCGCUGGGAGAUGGACCUGAACUUUGAUAACAUAAUCAGAUCUGUGAAGGAGGCCUCAAAGAGGCUCACCUGGGAGGCCAUCAACAGCAGCUCCAUCACUUGUGACUCAGCAAGUGAAGCCAGCUUCUCUUCAGGGACGUCUUUCUCCCCUGCUAGCGAUUAUUCCCUCACUUCAACUUUGGGGAGCCAAGCCAGCUCUUUUUCAGGGGAGUCUUUCUCCUCUUUCACUGAUGGAGAAGGUCUGGCUCAAGGCUCUAGCGUGCAGCCUGUCCUCGCGGAUCCCCGGCCUAGCCAGGAGAAGCAGCAGGACCUGGCGACUCGCCCACCUGGCAGGGAAGUGGGGGCCAGCUGCCACAUGGCUGGCAGUGGCCUGCAGCAGCAGCACCUUGAGGUCCACCUGGAUGUGCCCCCCCAAUGCCCAGGAGUGUUGGGCUUCCACGUCGGGGAAACGGAGACAACUUUCUUGUACCCUGAUGCCCAAGAAGACUUGGAGGAGCGUGUCCAGAAGAAGAAACUUGAGAUGCAACUGGGGCUGCCGGCUGCUGUCUGCAAAUCCCUGCACGCCGACCUGUCCUGGCCUCCUAGCCCACCACCACUGCCUGCAAAGCCAGACACGGAGCAGGUUUCCAGCAUGCAGAGGCAAACCUUCCCAGGCAAAGCCGAGUUCAGUGCUGUGGAGUUGGAUUUCAGCUGGAAUGGCAAGGAGAGCUUGGAGUGUCUCAUCCAGGAAAAUGAAUGGCAGCAGGAAGCAGGCCUGUCAGCCAGUCUGGGUGAACCUCAGCAGGAGUUGCCAAGCUCAGCUCCUCGAACACCUCAGUGGCAUGCUGAGCCUGAUGAGGUGGUGGUUCCCAGCGUGCAGGAGCUGCCCUUCCUCGACAACACUGUCAAAAAGCAGCUAGAGCUGCACAUCAUAAAAAUGCAGAUGAAACAGCGCUUUGGGCCACCAGCAAGGAUCCCGGCCUGCAAGAAGGUUGUGGCCCCUGUCGCAGGGCAAAAAGCCUCCCAGCCUCCCCCUCCACACAGAGGUGCUGGGCUGCCAUAUCGCUCCCCCUUGCAGCACUGGACCAGGCAUGCUCAGACCAGGUGCUCUGCAGAAGAGCCCCCAGGCCCCAAGCAGGAGAAGAGCAGGUGUCCCACAUCUCCCAUGAGCAGAGAGCAGAGACUCAGCUCUCAGAGCAGGAGGCAGCCAGAGGAAGAGAGCCCUGAAAAGGAAGAGGCUACAGACCUUGCCAUGGCAUGCCUGGGACAGCAGCAGGGUCAAGCCUGCUCUGCUCCACGUGCUUUCCUGAGAGCAGCACAGGAGAUGUCUUGGAAGGACAAGGAGGUAUCAGCCUGCAAAAGAGAGCGUGGGGGAACAGCCAGCAGCAGCAAGGACACUGAGGAGUCCCUGCUGGCCACCAGCAGGAAGGAUCAGGGUCCUGGGACACAAGGGGAUGUGCGCAGCCCUUGCCCUCCCAGCCAGGCAGAGCAGGCGUUGCUGCAGAGCGAGGAAGCUCACCAGGGGCAACUGUGGCAGUCCCAUGAGAGCUGGAGCAGCUCCAGUGAGGACAUGAGGACACCAGAGCUGCCAUCAAAGAAGAGUGUCCCCCAGGAAAAACACAGCCAGUCCCGUGAGAGCUGGAGCGUCUCCAGGGAGGACAUGGAGACACCAGAGCUGCCAGCAGCCAGGAGAGCUCCUCCAAGAAAAUGUUCCCAGAAGAGACAACACAGUGAGGAGGGCCCCUCAGCUCUGCCACCGGCUCCAGCCCCUGCAGGGACCAGUGUUCCAGUCUCCCAGCUGGAAGGGCUCCUCACAGCCCUCAUCGAUUCCCACAAGGCCAGCCAAGCUGCUCACAAAGCGCAGAACCAGCUGCUGGAGGAAAUGUUGGUGUGGCUCCCAGACAAGGCUGGGGCCCCAAGGAAGGACACGACAGGAGGGCACCCCGUUGGCUCACAGCGCUGCAGACAUGUGGCUGAAAGCUGCCCUCACUGCAGGGGACGGAGAGCAGUGCAGGAUGCGCCCGUGCCGGCUGCCUUGCCCACCAAUAUCACCACAAAUAUGAGCAAGGACAGAAAUCGCCAAAGGAGUCCUGUCUUUAAGCUGAAAAUGAGUCUGGAGCAAGUCUGCCAACGGGUAUUAACAGAGGAGCCAGAGCAGGGGAAGGGCAGGGGAAACCCCAAGGACAGAGCCAGCUCCAGGAGACUCUGCCCCAAAUGCGGUAAAGCUCGGCGCCAGAGACUCUCCGGCAAGGAAGGCUUGCAGACCUCACCUCCAUCUGAUGCUGCAGCCCUGGGCGCAGGAAGAGCAGGACACAGGCACCCACCCCAGGGCAGGGGCAAGAGGCAGCAGGGGCAGGAGGAAAGGGCUGCCGCCACCCAGCAGGCAAAGGGGCUCCAUCUUUCCACAACUUCAUUCUUGCGAGCUGGGCAGGCGGGGUCUCAGCCACACCAGGCCCUCACCAGGCCUCUGCCCUCACAUGUGGCGCCUGGGCACAGGACACUGGAGAGGGAGACACCACCUCUGCUGGGCAGCAUCUGCUGUGGGCUCAUCCUCAUCCUGCCGUGCCUCGAGAGAGUCUGUGCCAAGCUCCAAGAAAAAUCAAGGCCUAAUUUGGCAAGAACAAGGAGAGGGGAGGAGCUGCAAGGGCAAAGGCACAGGCUUUUGGAAGCAGAGCGCCAGCUCCCGCAGGGAUCUCCAGAGGAGAGCAACAGCAUGUGACAGUGACACGCCAGGCUGCAGAUGCUGCGCUCCUGGACUGUGCAGGUGGAGCAGGGCCCAACGGGGCAUGGACCCAGUGAGCAGCAGCUCCCGGCCGGGCCCUCCCAGGGAGCAGGAGCUCUCCUAAUAAAGUCACGUCCAUUGAAAUAAG